UUCAACAAGAACAUGUCACUUUACUUCUCCUGGACAAGUUUACUCCUGCUAGUAAGUGCGCUAGCAGGCAUGGAAGCAAGGAGGGUAAAACUAAACAUUUUGCCACCGUUUAUGCAGAAAAUAAUAAACCAGAAAGUCGAGCAUAUUCUGGAAGUGGCCGGCGGGAACAGUCAAUGCACAAGGGACAUGAGAACCGUCGUGAACGAGGCACUGCGUAUGAAACAAUGGGCAUUAGAAAUGAUCGAUGCCACUGCAAAGCCCCCAACCGGCCUUCUCGCUGGGAACAUCUUCAUGCACGGAAACUUCGAUCAAUGUUUAAACAUCGAAGAAAAUAUCAAAGGAAAUGUCAUUCGCGGACAAUAUUGUACUGUGUUCCUCACGUCCAGUAAAUCCGCGCAUAAUAUGCUACCUUUCACGGACGUUUCAGGUUUACCCCAUUUAAUCGGCAUAAAAACCAGCAAUCAAACAGCGGAUUUGUUGAGGGCGUUCAAAGUUAGCUAUGGUGUUUGCGUUCCCCAUUCUUGUACUAUAGGCAAUAUUCAAAAAUUGUGGGAUUACUUUGAACACGCUUUCGGGUUUCCUUUGCACUUUAACUUCGUCAACGAGAUGUGCAGUACUAAAAACAGCAAAAUUGAACCAUUAGUUAUCGAUACAUACGUUUAUUAUGCUUUCGGUUUGUACGCGGCAUUUUUGCUGCUAAUUACCGGAUACGACGUUAUUUUUCAUCAAAAUAGUAAAAAUAAAGAGGACGAUAAUUUCUGGGUUUCUUUUUCCGUCUUCACCAACGCUAAAAAGCUAUUUCGAAUCAACGAUGAGCAAGAAGGACUCGAUUAUCUUUCCGCGAUAAGUGGCAUAAAAGUCAUGAGCAUGUUGUGGGUUCUCUAUGGACACAGAGUUGUCCUGAAUGUUAUGACAGGGGUCACCAAUUUUGCCUAUAUGCUAAAGUGGAAAACUCAGCUGUUCACUGCAUUUACUCUUAGCGCAUCGUUGUCGGUUGAUACAUUUUUAAUGUUGAGCGGUCUACUUUUGUCCUAUGGAAUUUUGAGCUACAAAAGAAUGUUACCAAAAAUGAGGAAAAUUCCUGUAGUGCCGUUUUAUUUGUAUAGAUUUUUGAGAUUGAGCCCAGCUCUAUUAGCUUUAAUACUAUUCAACAUUAGCAUUUUUAAGAACCUAAAUUCCGGACCCAUAUGGCCCCUGCAAGCCACAAAAACCGUUCGAGUUUGUUCCAAGUUGUGGUUCCACACGCUGUUUUUCGUUAACAAUCUUGUAGACGUUAAUUAUCAGUGUCUCGACCACGCUUGGUAUCUAGCUGUGGAUUCGCAGUUGUAUUUUAUUUCUCCUAUUGUUCUGAGCGGUUUAUUGACUUAUCCAGCGAGGACUAUCCUUACGUGCAUUGGAGUAUGCCUGAUAUCUGCUAUAUACACGUUUGUUAUCACCAUGAAGAAUAACUACGGAGCAAUAUAUUUCGAGGGAAAUCAGGAAUACCUCAAUAAUAUCUACAUUUCAACGUUGGUUAGAAUGCCUCCUUGGUUCAUUGGUAUAAUUUUCGGAUAUAUUAUUUACAAUUACAGAAACAGAAGAUUGAAUAAGAUUGUGAACUGUUUGUGUUGGUUUAGUUCUACGUCUGUCAUAGUCGGUUUAAUAAUGGUACAUUUGGUGUUCGUAAAAAGUAAUGAAUAUAGUGCUGUCAAUUCGGCUUUGUUCAACUCCAUGGCGAGGCAAUUGUGGUCUGUAGCCGUUGCGGUUUUACUUUUUCUUUGCACUGUUAAUCGAGAAGGUAUAAUUAAUAAAUUUUUAUCAAUGUCAGUAUUCAGAGUUGUUGUGAGGAUGUCAUAUAGCGUUUAUUUGACGCAAGAAAUCCUGUUGUAUUACCUUAUUAUAGGAAAAAGACAAUCCCAUCAUUUUUCUGAUUUAACGAACAUUCAUCAGUUCCUUGGUGACCUUAUUCUGGUACUUUUAUUGGCAUGUGUUUGGUGUUUGGCAUUUGAAUCCCCGUUUAUAGUUAUCGGUAGAUAUUUCUUCAAAAAAGGCCAGUCUCAAUUGUUGAAGCGGAAGGAGAAAACUAAUCGUAAAAGAAACAAGAGUGUUAAAACUAAGGAUAAUUAUUUAGUUUGUGUGUACAAGUACCAAGAAAAAGGGGAUCUUUCGCGCAAGAAAUUGUUGUAGUUUGCUAUAUUAAAGUAUUUUUCUGGAUUAUAUAAUUACAUAAUUGAU
Phyllotreta striolata is the source of this 2214-nucleotide messenger RNA. NCBI's taxonomy places the organism in Eukaryota, Metazoa, Arthropoda, Insecta, Coleoptera, Chrysomelidae. The record is from the annotation of a GenBank genome assembly.